This is a messenger RNA of Gambusia affinis (western mosquitofish), 1865 nucleotides long. RefSeq lists its product as uncharacterized. The coding region runs from base 93 to 1109 and encodes 338 amino acids. Lineage: Eukaryota; Metazoa; Chordata; Actinopteri; Cyprinodontiformes; Poeciliidae. The record is from RefSeq and is a predicted model, not a curated record. The transcript has 11 exons. Gene Ontology annotation, molecular function: zinc ion binding.
GGAGUUUCCCCUUCCUCUCCCUCUGUCAAAGAAAUGAAAGUGAAACUAUUUAUGUCUGUGAAGUGACAGCGUAGCAGAAGGAUUUUAGCACAAUGAGUGACAAUCAUUAUCAGUGGCAACUGUUGAACGGCAAUCAGUGGCUGAAAAUUGACAACGAUCAUGUGAUCGAGACUCACUACUGCCAACCUGGAGCAAAGGGGAUCAGCAUCAACACAAACCUAGGGAAAGUUUUUAUAGACUUUGAUGAGCUGAAGACUGAUAACCCAGCACUGAGAGUGCAGAGACUGAGCUGUGUCCCUCAGGGUCAAGAAGAGGACAUCGGAUGGUACUUCAGAGACGACAGCCUGUGGUGUGAAUAUGGAUCACAGAGCUCCAACAUGUCAUCAUCCUCCAUCACCAGCAAAGACAUCGAGACUCAUUUCACUCAGAAUCCCCAGGGAGUCAUUCAGUUCAGCGUUGGCUCGACGGGAUACUCACUGGAUUUUUCCACCAUGACCCAAACCAACGUCGCUACAGGCUUGCGCAGAAACGUGCGCAGGCGACCGAAAUUCACUUUAAGCCCCGCAAGCAUUAGCUAUGUUUCAUUCCUGCCUUUGGCUUCACAAUCCCAGUUAUACAAUCCCAGCUUCAAGUGGGAGUUUAUGGGAGAUGAAGGACAAUGGACAGAAUACCAAGCACAUAUAUGUUCACUUGAUAGCGCUGCCAUUGAGAAGCAAUACCAGCUGAACCCACAGGGCCAAAUCCUCUUCAGUGUCAGAAACUUUUUAUACAGACUGGAUUUUGCACGAAUGUGCCAAAUUAAUAAUAAUAUUGGGACAAAAAGAAUCGUGAGGCGGAGUCCGGACUACGGACCUCAGAAAAACAACAGUUCAGGUACAAAUGUCUGUUGGCAGUUUCAAGAUAUCGAUGGGAUUUGGAAAGAUUUUUCCAAAAGUUAUAGUCAAUGCAGCGUUUCCAGUCCAGACAUUGAACUCCAGUACCAACAGAACCAGUCAGGCAUUAUGACAUUUGCCACCAGCAGGUUCAGCUAUGAGCUCAACUUCUCAGCCAUGACUCAGAGGAACCUGUCCACAAAUACCACCAGGUCAGUGAGACGACUUCUCCAGUGAUCGGGACAGAUUGUUCAGAGGGAGGAGAGAUACUUGUACGUUUUCCUCAUAAACUGUCUUGUUUCUAUCUUGAUUGGUGUUUACAAUACUGCUAACAUAGGUUGAAGCAGAGAUGCUCAUAGGUUUUCAGUCCACUUUAAAAUUAAAAUUUGGGUUUACUUUCUGACAAGAUAUAGUAUAUCUCUUAUCAAAAGCAUGUUCUCAUACAUCAUUCUGGGCUCCUACAACUUUCAUGUCAAAAUCCCAAAAUUGUCUGUACUACCCAACCUGCUUUUUAAGUAUAAAGUGAAGUGAUGGCAGAUAGGGAUGUUAAGCUUCAAGUCUAGAAGCUUUAAAAAUAUCUGAAUGUGAUUGUAAGAAAGACUGCAGAUACAAAUAUGGAAAAUACUUAAAAAUGUCUGACUGUGUUUUUUCACAGAAAGUUUCAAGAACUGUACUGCAUGUGCCGGACCCGUUUGUAAAUGGUUUACUUUACAUCAAUUAGCGCUAUGUAGUGAAACUAAGUGGUAUUUUUGAUUAAACAUUUUACAUCACGGUGGGUUAGGAUGUAAUAAAUGCAGAGAUAUUUAUUUUUAUGAAUUUUUUGCAAUAUUUUGGGCCAUAAUGCACCUUUAAAUGUUCAUGAAAUCUGCCACAACAAAAGAGCUUCUUUUUUGCUUUUCACUUUUAUUAAGAUGUCUUAAGCUUUUGUUCUAAUUUAUCUAUAAAUGGUUAGUACAAUUGUUUUCCCUUCAAAUAAAAGUGAUCACAAAAAAA